Ahaetulla prasina is the source of this 5344-nucleotide messenger RNA. It is a transcript of the gene MINK1, whose product is annotated as misshapen like kinase 1. Gene Ontology annotation, biological process: protein phosphorylation. NCBI's taxonomy places the organism in Eukaryota, Metazoa, Chordata, Lepidosauria, Squamata, Colubridae. The coding region runs from base 134 to 4273 and encodes 1379 amino acids. Gene Ontology annotation, molecular function: ATP binding; protein kinase activity. The record is from RefSeq and is a predicted model, not a curated record. The transcript is spliced from 34 exons.
CCCCGCGCCUGCGCAGUGCGACGGCCGUCUCCUCAGGGCGCCGCCGAGUCGGAGAGAAGCGGGCGGUGGGUCGCUCGGCCGGACGGGCAGCGCGAUGGGCCCGUAGCCGAGCGGGGAGGACGCCGCCGCCGCCAUGGCCGACCCGGCCCCCGCCCGCAGCCUCGACGACAUCGACCUCUCCGCCCUCCGGGAUCCUGCCGGUAUAUUUGAACUGGUGGAAGUGGUUGGCAAUGGGACCUAUGGGCAGGUCUACAAGGGCCGCCAUGUCAAGACCGGGCAGUUGGCUGCCAUCAAAGUUAUGGACGUCACCGAGGAUGAAGAGGAGGAGAUCAAGCAGGAGAUCAACAUGCUCAAGAAAUACUCCCACCACCGCAACAUCGCCACCUACUACGGGGCCUUUGUUAAGAAGAGCCCCCCCGGGAACGACGACCAGCUCUGGCUGGUGAUGGAGUUUUGCGGUGCCGGCUCCGUGACAGAUCUGGUGAAGAACACCAAGGGCAACGCGCUGAAGGAAGACUGCAUCGCCUACAUCUGCCGGGAGAUCCUGCGGGGACUGGCUCACCUCCACGCGCACAAAGUCAUCCACCGGGACAUCAAGGGCCAGAAUGUGCUGCUGACAGAGAACGCCGAAGUGAAGCUGGUUGACUUUGGGGUCAGUGCCCAGCUGGACCGCACGGUGGGGCGUCGGAACACAUUCAUCGGCACCCCUUACUGGAUGGCACCAGAGGUGAUCGCCUGCGAUGAAAACCCGGAUGCCACGUAUGACUACAGAAGCGACAUCUGGUCCCUGGGGAUCACUGCCAUUGAGAUGGCCGAAGGAGCUCCUCCCCUGUGUGACAUGCACCCCAUGCGUGCUCUCUUUCUCAUUCCGCGCAAUCCUCCACCCAAGCUGAAGUCCAAGAAAUGGUCCAAGAAAUUCAUCGACUUCAUUGACAACUGCCUGAUCAAAGCCUACCCCAACCGGCCCCCCACCGAGCAGCUGCUUAAGUUCCCCUUCAUCCGUGACCAGCCCACCGAGCGGCAGGUCCGCAUCCAGCUCAAAGACCACAUCGACCGCACACGCAAGAAGAGGGGGGAGAAGGACGAGACAGAGUACGAGUACAGCGGCAGCGAGGAAGAGGACGAUGGGCGUGGCGAGGAAGGAGAGCCGAGCUCCAUCAUGAACGUCCCUGGGGAGUCCACUCUGCGGAGGGAAUUCCUCCGCCUGCAGCAGGAGAACAAGAGCAACUCGGAGGCUCUGAAGCUGCAGCAGCAGCUGGCCGCCCAGCACCGUGACUCCGAGGCUCACAUCAAGCACCUGCUGCACCAGCGCCAGCGCCGCAUCGAGGAGCAGAAGGAAGAGCGCCGCCGAGUAGAAGAGCAGCAGCGCCGAGAGCGGGAGCAGCGGAAGCUGCAGGGCAAGGAGCACCAGCGGCGCCUGGAGGAUCUGCAAGUGAUGCGCCGGGAGGAGGAGCGCCGGCAGGCGGAGCGGGAGCAGGAGUACAUCAGGCACAAGCUGGAGGAGGAGCAGAGGCAGCUGGAGAUCCUGCAGCAGCAGCUCCUGCAGGAACAGGCCCUGUUGCUGGAGUACAAGCGGAAGCAGCUGGAGGAGCAGCGGCAGUCGGAACGGCUGCAGAGGCAGCUCCAGCAGGAGCACGCCUACCUCAAGUCCCUGCAGCAGCAGCAGCAGCAACAACAGCCGAAGCCCCUCUACCACCACAGCCGCAGCAGCGCAGCCGCCCCCGAGAAGCCCCCCUGGGCCCGCGAGGUGGAGGAGCGGGUCAACAAGGAGAGCUCCCCCUCGCUGGCAGCCAAGGCCAAGCUGGGAGCCCCCGGGCAAGACGCUGCCCCCCAGCCCUGUGCCGAGUCGGGGUCCCUCGUCUCGUCCUCGCAGACACCCCCCAUGCAGCGGCCUGUUGAACCCCAGGAGGGGCAGCACAAGAGCCACCUGGCCCACCGCGUCCCGCUCAAACCAUACGCUGCCCCCGUCCCUCGCUCCCAGUCGCUGCAGGACCAGCCCAGCAAGAACAUGGCUGCCUUCCCUGUCCAUGACUCCGCCUCCUCCGCCCCGCCCCCUCCUCGCGGGGGCAUGAUCCGGCAGAACUCUGACCCCACUUCUGAGGGGCCUGCCCCACAACCGUCCCGGCCCACCGCUGACCAGCGAGGACCUUGGGUCAAAAUGGACCCCAAUGCCCCUCCCCAGGUGCCCCAGCGGACGUCCUCCAUAGCAACCGCCCUCAACACCAGCGGAGUGACCAGCAGCAGCAGCAGCAGCACACGGCCAGUCCAUGCUGUCCGAGCCAGGCCCCAUAGCAAGUCUGCGUGGCACAUCCACAUGCAGAGCCGGCUGGAGAGGGGGGCCCGGGGGGGGAACCCUUUGCCGGCCCCUCCUCUCCCCCCACCUGCCGGCCGGACCCCUUCCGGGCCAAACACCAGUAGCAACCCUGACCUCCGGAGGAGUGACCCCGGCUGGGAGCGUGGGGACAACCUUCUGCAGUCGGGGGCUGCCAACCUGCCUCAGGCCGGCUCCCUAGAGCGCAACCGCAUGGCAGCUCCCCUGAAGCUGGAAGGGUCCCCUGUCUUGUCCCAAGGCAGGAAGGCUAAGGCGGACGACCAUCGCUCACGGCCGGGGCGGCCAGCAAGCUAUAAGCGGGCAAUUGGUGAGAAUUUCGUCCUGCUCAAGGAGCGCCCAGAGGAGGCGGCCCCCAAGCCUCUCAAGAAGGCCCUGGACUACUCGUCCUCCAGCGAAGAGGUGGACUCCAGCGAGGAAGAGGAGGAGGAGGAGGAGGAGGAAGAGGAGGCAGGCGAGGGGGAGCGCUCCGAGCCUGGCACAAGCACCCCUGGAGCCAGGGAUGGCGACACGGACUCAAUCAGCACCAUGGUGGUGCAUGAUGUGGAGGACUUAACAGGCGGCAGCGGAGGCUCCGAGAGCUCCUAUGGCGAGGGCACCAUGCUGGUGCAGCGGACCCCUGAGGAGGAACGUGGCCUCCUGCACAGUGACAGCAACGGCUACACCAAUUUGCCUGACGUGGUUCAGCCCAGCCACUCGCCCACAGAAGCCAAAAGCAGCAAUGGCUCCUCCUCGCCCGCCAAGGACGUGGCCACCGACUACCAGUCGCGGGGGCUCGUCAAGGCACCUGGCAAGAGCUCCUUCACCAUGUUUGUGGAUCUGGGCAUCUAUCAAAGCUCCCCUGGGGGAGGAGACACCAUCCCCAUCACUGCAUUUGACCCUGGACGGCUGGAGCAGCUGCAGCUGGAGGCCCGGAAGGGCUCCGUGGUCAAUGUGAACCCCACUAACACGCGGCCCCACAGCGACACGCCAGAGAUCCGCAAGUACAAGAAGCGCUUCAACUCAGAGAUCCUCUGUGCGGCCCUUUGGGGGGUCAAUUUGUUGGUGGGCACCGAGAACGGGCUGAUGCUGCUGGACCGAAGCGGGCAGGGCAAGGUGUACAGCCUCAUCAACCGCCGGCGCUUCCAGCAGAUGGACGUCCUGGAGGGCCUCAACCUCUUGACCACCAUAUCAGGAAAGAGGAACAAGCUGCGUGUCUAUUACCUCUCCUGGCUACGCAACAAGAUUUUGCACAACGACCCCGAAGUGGAGAAGAAGCAGGGCUGGACCACCGUGGGAGACAUGGAGGGCUGCAUUCACUACCGUGUGGUGAAGUACGAGCGGAUCAAGUUCCUGGUCAUUGCACUGAAGAGCUCGGUGGAGGUCUACGCCUGGGCCCCCAAGCCCUACCACAAGUUCAUGGCCUUCAAGUCCUUCGCCGACCUGCCGCAUCGGCCGCUUCUGGUGGAGCUGACAGUCGAGGAAGGCCAGCGGCUGAAGGUCAUCUACGGCUCCUGUGCUGGGUUCCACGCCAUCGAUGUGGACUCUGGGAACAACUAUGAUAUCUACAUCCCGGUCCAUAUCCAGUCCCAGAUCACCCCACAUGCCAUCGUCUUCCUGCCCAACACGGAUGGGAUGGAGAUGCUCCUGUGCUACGAGGACGAGGGCGUCUACGUCAACACCUUUGGCCGCAUCAUCAAGGACGUGGUCCUGCAGUGGGGGGAGAUGCCCACCUCUGUUGCGUACAUCUGCUCCAAUCAGAUCAUGGGCUGGGGCGAGAAAGCCAUUGAGAUCCGCUCGGUGGAGACGGGACACCUGGACGGCGUCUUCAUGCACAAGCGGGCGCAGCGGCUAAAAUUCCUGUGUGAACGAAACGACAAGGUGUUCUUCGCCUCGGUGCGCUCGGGGGGCAGCAGCCAAGUCUACUUCAUGACCCUCAACCGGAACUGCAUCAUGAACUGGUGAAGCCGCUCCUGGUCCAGCUCCGGCCAGAGGAACCCCCACCCGGUCUGGCUCCAGACGGCCAAGAGGAGAGUCGCCUUCUGGGGAGGGGGAGGCUUCUGUGGCAAAGUCUCCUCCCCACACCGCCUCUUUCGACCACCAGAUUGGUUUCCUCCUCUGCCCCUUCUCCCCUCCCCUCCCCUCCCCUGCCUCCCUUCCUCUCCUCCCUCCCGAGGGCACCCACACAUUCCGUGGCGGCAGCAGGGGAUGGGGGGGUGAAAGCCCCUCCCCUGUGACCCUAGGACCCCCCUACACACACUGUCUUGAACUGGAGGAGAAGUCAUCCCAACUGCAGGGAGAGGGGUGAAUAACGAUGAUGAAACAAAUAAGACCCCCGCCCCCCUUACACUCUCACUCAAACACUCAACCUUCUGGGCACCAUGGUUCCCCUCCGCCCCCCCCACCCCCCCACAGACCUACCCCUGCUCUCCUUUGCGCUCUGGAGCUGUUGAGGGGGAAGACUGGCUGCUCUCUGGUGGGAGGGUCCCAUCCCCAGGGUUGGGCUCUACCUGGAUGUAUAUCUGGAAUUUUCUCUCCCACAGACCAAGAGGGGAGCUGUGUAUAUUUUGCUUUAAUUAUUCUUUUGUAAUGGCAAUUUAAGUAAUUAACUAAUGAAGCACUUUAAUGGCCCAGCUCAUCAGGUUGGGCAGGGGGCACCCGCAAAAGCCUGGGCUGCCUUUCCCUCCUCCUCCUCCUCCUCCUGCUCUGUGGAGCCCUCUGCUGGCUCUGGGAGUGGGGGGGGUCUUUCCGCCUUCCCCAGGCAGAGGCCCUGUCUGCUUUUGUCCCCGUCCCACCACCCCCCCUCCAUUUUGGCUAGGCUUGGGGUGCUUCCACAGGGCUUACUCUGGUGGCCGCUGGUGCAGACGCAGGGCAGGAAAAGGCUCCUGUUUGCAACUUGAUUUUCUCGUGCAGUUUGCUUGCAUUUGUAUAUAAUCCCCUCCCCGACUUCUCUGUGGAAAAGGGAACUCCCCCCCUCAUCCCCCCCCCCCAGGGAUCAGUGGUGGCCUUGGCAUUUCAUCUCUUGAUAAAGAACCA